AUGUCGUUUAUUGUCGGUGAAAACUUCUCACGCGAAUCGGGCGGAUUCGUCGUUGUGGGUGCGCACACCGACAGCCCUUGCGUCAGAAUCCGACCAAAUAAUGACGUCGCAAGCGAAGGGUAUCGAAUGCUGAGCGUUGAGACGUACGGUGGAGCUGAUGAAAGAACGGCGUUCAAGAUUAACAAAGAGAGUCACUUGCGUCCAGUACUUUGCUCAGAAAUCAAACGUCUUCUUGCGGAUACAGAUGAGAACAAAGUGCCCCCAAUUCAGAAACUUCUUGCAACAGAAGUUGGAUGCACUCCCGAUCAAAUCAUUGAUUUAGAUGUGUGUCUGAUGGAUGCCACUGACAGCCGACUUGCAGGAAUUUAUGAGGAAUUCGUUGAAUCGCCUCGUAUUGACAACCUUGCAAGCACAUGGGCCGCAAUGACUUCCAUUUCUGAAAUUACUCCGAAUCAAAUCGCUGCUAGUUCAGACGUCAUGGUCGCUAUUGCAUGGGAUCACGAGGAAGUGGGGAAGCGAGUCCCAAUCUGGGGCAGCUAG
Molecule: messenger RNA, 540 nt
Organism: Condylostylus longicornis
Lineage: Eukaryota; Metazoa; Arthropoda; Insecta; Diptera; Dolichopodidae
Product: aspartyl aminopeptidase-like
Exons: 3
Coding region: 1-540 (179 amino acids)
Biological process (GO): proteolysis
Molecular function (GO): aminopeptidase activity; zinc ion binding
Source: RefSeq, a predicted model, not a curated record